Molecule: messenger RNA, 1408 nt
Organism: Papaver somniferum (opium poppy)
Lineage: Eukaryota; Viridiplantae; Streptophyta; Magnoliopsida; Ranunculales; Papaveraceae
Product: nicotinate-nucleotide pyrophosphorylase [carboxylating], chloroplastic-like
Exons: 10
Coding region: 44-1144 (366 amino acids)
Biological process (GO): quinolinate catabolic process; NAD+ biosynthetic process
Cellular component (GO): cytoplasm
Molecular function (GO): nicotinate-nucleotide diphosphorylase (carboxylating) activity
Source: RefSeq, a predicted model, not a curated record
ACGAAAUCCCAGUGGCAUUUUCCUUUGAUAUUCCCCAGGAGUGAUGAUGUAUAGCAUUCGCUCCUUUUCUAACUUUUCGACUGCUGCUGCUGCUACUACCUCACUACCAAUUCUUCAUCCGUUAUCCACCAAAUCAAGGAGAGUUCUUAGGAUGUCUGCAACAAUAGGAACACCAAACCCUAGAAUAUCCUUGGAACCUAUGGUAAUAAAGCCACCUUUUCAUCCUACUUAUGAUCUUAAAGCUGUUAUUAAACUUGCCCUUGAAGAAGAUGCUGGUGAUAUAGGAGAUGUCACUUGUCUGGCUACGAUUCCGGUCGAUAUGCAAGUGGAAGCUUACUUCUUGGCAAAGGAGGAUGGAAUUGUUGCUGGAAUUGCUCUUGCCGACAUGAUAUUCAAUGAGGUUGACCCUUCGUUGAAGGUUGAGUGGUAUCAGAAGGACGGAGACUAUAUUCGCAAAGGAUUGAAGUUUGGUAAAGUUUAUGGAUGUGCACACAAUAUUGUUGUAGCAGAAAGGGUUGUGCUCAAUUUUAUGCAGAGAAUGAGUGGAAUUGCUACACUAACCAAGGCAAUGGCAGAUGCUGCACACCCUACUUGCAUCUUAGAGACUAGAAAGACUGCUCCUGGUUUACGUCUGGUUGACAAGUGGGCGGUAGUGAUUGGUGGGGGACAGAACCACAGAAUGGGCUUGUUUGAUAUGGUGAUGAUAAAAGAUAACCAUAUUUCGGUAUCAGGAGGAGUAGCAAAGGCCCUCAAAUGUGUGGACCAGUAUUUGGAGCAAAGGAAUCUUCAAAUGGGGGUUGAGGUUGAGACAAGGACGCUGGAGGAAGUGAAGGAGGUAUUGGAUUAUUCAUCUCAAACAAAAACCUUGUUAACCCGUAUAAUGUUAGACAAUAUGGUUGUCCCCCUGUCAGAUGGGGAUGUGGAUGUAUCUAUGCUAAAAGAAGCUGUUGAGUUGAUAAAUGGAAGAUUUGAGACCGAGGCGUCAGGCAAUGUCACUCUAGAUACAGUGCAGAAAAUUGGACAAAGUGGAGUAACCUACAUUUCCAGUGGUGCAUUGACACAUUCUAUAAAGGCACUCGAUAUCUCCCUCAAAAUCGAUACAGAACUGGCCUUAGAAGUUGGAAGACGUACAAAGCGGGCAUGAGCAUCUGUUUUUCUCCUCUGAUCUCUUGUUUUUUUCUUCUCAAAAUGGCAUCUUAGAUUGAAGCUCCCAAUCAAGUAUUUUGGGUAAUCUAUGAUGCAGGUGUAAUAAUAAAAGAACUUAUCUUAGUUUUCCUCUUUUUUGUGCAGCCAAAAUUCUAACUGCCUGUUUGAGCUUGUAUAUUCCAGAAUAAGAGUCCAAACAUUUCUCACACCCUUCCAGGGGUUAGUCCACGAGUGAGUUGGAGGGAGUUUAAUGUAUUUUGAA